This is a messenger RNA of Medicago truncatula (barrel medic), 1414 nucleotides long. Its product is annotated as F-box protein At4g00755. The transcript is spliced from 6 exons. The coding region runs from base 314 to 1261 and encodes 315 amino acids. Gene Ontology annotation, molecular function: protein binding. The record is from RefSeq and is a predicted model, not a curated record. Lineage: Eukaryota; Viridiplantae; Streptophyta; Magnoliopsida; Fabales; Fabaceae.
CCUAAUAUUGCUUUUACCUUGUUUUGUUUUGUACUUGCCUUUUAGGAUAUCCAAAUGCAUUUCCUUGAUAAUAGUUAGAAGAAUAGAGCAAUUUGUCAAAAAAGAAGGAAUAGAGCAACCCACCGUUCUGAUCUAAACGCAACACAAACAGAAACAAACAUGGAGAAAGAGAAUUCGCGCGAAAGAAAGAGUGAGCCAUGGGAGAAUAUGAAAACUCAUGGAACAGAGAUAAGAAGAAGAAGAAGAAGAAGAUGGAGGCAAAUUGAUUUGAGGAUCUGAUACUUGGGAGGAAUAUGUCUAAAGUGAAACCAACAUGGAUUUAAUCCAAUGGCUUGGUGAUGACAUGUCAACAAAGGUUUUCUCCUAUUUGGAUGAUCCUCGUGACCUUAUUCGUGUAUCUGUUGUUUCUCGUUCCUGGAAAAAAAUUGUUAUUCAAAAUGACCUCUGUAAACGACUUUGCUUGAAAAUGUUUCCUGAAAUAUCCGGUCUUGUUCAUAGCAUUGAGGUUGACAAUGUGAUUGAACUUGAUGGCAACUUGCUUGAGAGAAAUCAUAAAAUCUAUGCGUGCCUGGCGUUUGGCCUCACUCCUAUGAGGAACAACUGCAUCUCAAAAAGCCUGUUUGCAUCCAGCACUAAUGACGACUGGGAUGAAAACUUUAAAAAUACAUUGGAGCCUGGGGAUGGAAAUGAAGAUGGCCCAUCAUAUUGGUCAAGUAUAGGGCAAAGCGAUCCUUCUAUUCCCGAGGCUUUAGUGUAUAAGCUAUGUUCCAAUAUUUGCCUUGUCUCGGAGAUUCAUAUCCAGCCAUAUCAAGAUUACUUUGAAGAUGAUUGUCCAAUAUAUUCUGCUAAGGCUGUACGGUUUAGAUUGGGCUGUGAGAGACACGACAUGGAAGUAGAAUCAAACACUGUUGUGCCUGAUUCAUUGACUUUCAAUGAGGAUUUCAAAUGGACGUACACUUCACCUGUAUUUCCCAUGUCUCAUGAUGAUAUGCUGCAAACAUUCAAGCUGCCUGAGCCUGUUCUGUUUGGUGGAGAUGUUCUGCUAGUGGAGCUGUUAGGUAGAAUAAAAGAAAAAGAGGAUAAUUUAUUCUACAUAUGCAUCUCUCAUGUUCAAGUUGUUGGACGAACAAUUUCUCCACCAUUUAUUGUGAGGAAGUGUGAACGUGGAGGGUGUAGCUUGAGAUAUUUCUCACAUGUGCACCGGGGAGUUUGGUGUCGAUGCCGGUUUAUUGGAGGUGGCGGCAGAUGGGGUGAUUGUUAAUUACUUUACAAUGGCAGUUGCAAAGAAUUAGUAUUUUGGCGACAUUACUUUAAAUGAUAUUAUUGAUUUUUUAUUUGGAUUUACUAUAUCAUCAAUUACAUUUUGAAUUUAUAUAAAUAAAAAUUUGAUACUUAAUGAAACCAACUUGUUUUA